CUUUUUUAACAUUUCAUUUGUCUACUUACAAUCAAUCAACAACCUUUCUCUUUCUUCUCUCUCCCUCCUGAUAAGCUGUGUGCUUGCCCCACUCCACUCUGUAAUGCUUAACUGCAAUCAUAGCCAGAAAAGAGGCUUUGAACUUCAAUGCAUGGGGUAUGCAACAUUACCUGCUAGGUAUGGCGUUUAUGAUUUAUCAGGCAAAUUAACUUUUGAUUGCAAUAGUUUUUCUCCUUUCGGACUCCUCCAAUUCUCUCCACCUAUUUGCCUUUCACGAAAAUCCAACUGUAACUGACUCUGGGGAUGUAGUUAGUAAGGAUGAUAGGAGCUGUUCUUUUUGAUGUCUCGGAAGCAGUAGAUUGUUAAAGAGUUUGCAAAGAAAAGAAAUCCCUUUUCCGGUCUUGCAAUGCCAGUCCCUCUUGCUCCGUAUCCAACACCUCCUGUUCCAUUUACACCACCUGCAACUGGUGCACAGAGCCAGCUUGUUUGUUCUGGUUGUCGAAACCUUUUGGUGUAUCCGGUAGGAGCAACCUCUGUGUGUUGUGCAGUUUGCAAUGCAGUCACAGCUGUACCUCCUCCUGCAGGCACUGAGAUGGCUCAGUUGGUUUGUGGGGGCUGCCAUACUUUGUUAAUGUAUAUUCGUGGAGCAACAAGCGUGCAGUGUUCUUGUUGUCACACCAUCAAUUUAGCAAUGGAAGCAAAUCAGGUAGCACAUGUGAAUUGUGGGAACUGCCGGAUGCUGUUGAUGUACCAAUAUGGGGCGCGAUCUGUAAAAUGCGCCGUCUGCAAUUUUGUGACAUCAAUUGGGGCAUCAGCGAGCACUAUUGAGCAGAAGUUCAACAGCUGAACUCUGAAGUUUUCUGUUUCAAUACCACAUUAUAUUGCCAUUUUGAAGAGCUGCCAGAAACUGCAAAAUUCCUGGAAGCAGAGAAAGUAUAUUUCUGCUGCAUUGUAUAGAGUUCUUUUUCCAGCGCGUGAUUUACAUAUGAAUAAGCAAAUUUUCCUGCGUAAAUGCACAAGAUUAUUAUCUAUGAAUUUGAGGUUGCUAGCGUGUUUCAAAUUAUUGGAUAAGAAAAACAUCAUUUUCUUGUAGUGCUUCUUCUAAUUGCAUCAAGCACACGACAUCAGGCUGUAUAUUUCACUUUAUCCAUC
Molecule: messenger RNA, 1152 nt
Organism: Coffea arabica (coffee)
Lineage: Eukaryota; Viridiplantae; Streptophyta; Magnoliopsida; Gentianales; Rubiaceae
Product: protein LOL1
Source: RefSeq, a predicted model, not a curated record